AUGGAGCGGCCACGACGCGCUGUUGAUACUUUUUUAGGUCGACGUCUUGCACUCGCCUAUUGUGUCGUUCAGUUUAUUGAAAAGGAUUCGACAUUGACGCCGCAAGUUUUUGAUGCACUGCUCAAAUUUUGGCCGAGAACAUGUUCCGCAAAAGAAGUGAUGUUUUUGGGCGAAGUUGAAGAAAUUCUCGAUAUCAUUGAACCGGAACAGUUCAAAAAAAUUAUCGAACCGUUGUUCAAAAGGCUUGCCAAAUGCGUCUCUAGCCCUCACUUUCAGGUGGCAGAGCGAGCCUUGUAUUUUUGGAACAAUGAAUAUAUUCUUUCUCUUAUUGAGGAAAAUAGCAGUCAGGUGAUGCCAAUAAUGUUUCCUGCGCUCUACUGGAUCAGCAAAGAACACUGGAAUCAAACGAUCGUAGCGCUUGUGUACAAUGUCCUCAAAACGUUUAUGGAAAUGAACGGGAAGCUUUUUGACGAGCUCACUGCAAACUAUAAGAUAGAAAGGCAAAAGGAGAAGAAGAGGGAAAAGGAUCGCGAAGAUUUAUGGAAGCGGCUGGCUGCUGUCGAGCUAAAUCCUCCAAAAGAUAAAGAUCCACACAUACUUAGUAGUACACCGCUUACAAAUUUUUCAACAAAACGGGAAAAUCUACUUGGACCUAGUCUGAUUGCUUCAGCAAAUUCUUCUGGUGAUAACAAAGUACUCAAUUCCGGGAAAAGAUCGGGUGCUGGAGCAAGCAGUGGUUUCACUAAAAAGCCGUAA
Molecule: messenger RNA, 756 nt
Organism: Gongylonema pulchrum
Lineage: Eukaryota; Metazoa; Nematoda; Chromadorea; Rhabditida; Gongylonematidae
Source: the annotation of a GenBank genome assembly